Canis lupus familiaris (dog) is the source of this 5304-nucleotide messenger RNA. It is a transcript of the gene AHRR, whose product is annotated as aryl-hydrocarbon receptor repressor. The coding region runs from base 379 to 2412 and encodes 677 amino acids. Gene Ontology annotation, cellular component: nucleus; aryl hydrocarbon receptor complex. The record is from RefSeq and is a predicted model, not a curated record. Gene Ontology annotation, molecular function: nuclear receptor activity; transcription cis-regulatory region binding; protein dimerization activity. Gene Ontology annotation, biological process: regulation of transcription by RNA polymerase II. The transcript is spliced from 7 exons. NCBI's taxonomy places the organism in Eukaryota, Metazoa, Chordata, Mammalia, Carnivora, Canidae.
UCUCCAGCUAAUUAUCGUAAUGGUCCUAUUGGGAAAUGACACAAACGUAGAAAUGGCCCACUCUGAAGAAAUCACCCAGUUGUUAUUCAGGUGUCAUUCCACGGCCAGGGUCUCAGUGUGGAUAAUGGGUGACACCCUUUAGUUAAAAGAGGGUAAGAGGGAGGUGUGCACUAUUCCCUGAAAACUCUUCUGCUGACAACCUGCAGUAGUCCUGUUCCUCAGAAGCCAAUCUCUGUAGCCCGUGGUUGUAGCCUCUGUGCCCUGGACUGCAGCUUACCAGUGUAGACCUGGUGCCUUUGAGGGUUGGCUGCUGUGUUCAGGGUUCAAGCAGGUGGGAGGACAGAGGACCAGAGAGAGGGCUGGGGACCAGUAGGUCCUAUGGCAUCACAGAAGGAAGCAGCAGCCAUGCCUGGGGAUGGAGGAAGUCAAUGGCUAGGAGGCCUGGCCAGGCUCUCACCUAUUCUGAUGGCGCCCAGCUCAUCUGGCAGCUCCUGUCUCAUGUUAAGACUCUGGUCUCACCUGGCAGUUCCCACCUCACUUCUCAGGGAUCCUUUCCUAAUAAACUUUUGUGAUAGGACAAAAAGUGCCUGCAUCAUAAACACACAGCUUGAUGAGCCCCCUGAGUCCUGGAGCAAAGUGGGUAUCCUGGCCCCUGAAGAUGUUUGGUCUCCGAGCCUCCUGCUCUGUCCCCGAAAGCACAGCCUGACGGAUGUGAUGCACCAAAACAUUUACGACUAUAUCCACGUGGACGACCGCCAGGACUUCUGCCGGCAGCUCCACUGGGCCAUGGACCCGCCGCAGGUGGUGUUCGGGCAGCCCCUGCACUCAGAGACAGAGGACGCUGUCCUGGGGAGGCUGCUGCGCGCGCAGGAGGGGGGCGCGGGCUCGCCCACGGACUUCUCCGCCUUCCUGACGCGCUGCUUCGUGUGCCGCGUGCGCUGCCUGCUGGACAGCACGUCGGGCUUCCUGACAAUGCAAUUUCAAGGAAAACUAAAAUUCCUGUUUGGACAGAAGAGGAAAGCGCCGUCGGGGACAGUCCUGCCCCCUCGGCUCUCGCUGUUCUGCAUCGUGGUGCCUGUCCUCCUACCUUCUGUGGCGGAGAUGAAGAUGAAGAGCGCAUUUUUGAGGGUGAAGCACAGGGUGGACGUCUCGGCCUCAAUGGAUGCAAAAGCAAAAGCUGCCGCGGGUCUGUGUGAACCAGAAUUGCAUGGGAAACCCAACUACUUAGCAGGGAGGAGUGAUGGAGAAAACAUCUCAGUGCUCAGGACACCCACGGACGCUGGCCGCUGGGCCCGGGUUCCAGCCAGGGCCUCAUGCUUGUGUCUCAGGAAUGGCCCUGACCUCGUCUCCAAUCCCGAGGGGUUCGCAGGGGACAGGGGAGCAGAGGAACACGGGAGGGUGCCCAGGGGGCGGAGGGAAAUACACGCAUACAGCUGCUGCUUCGAAGCACCAGGACCCACAAGGCACCUGAGCUGGAUGCCAGGGAAACACAGUCAGGAGGGCAGCACCAGGGUGAAGCUGGAGCCCAGCAAGAGUGACCCGUUCUCCAUGCAUGCUGUGUCCCGCACUUCCUGCGUGCCCUGCCCCAGCCUUCCGGGUGCCAUCCACUCCAGUGUGGCCGCUGCUUUCAGGAAUCCACCCAGCUGUCACCCGGGAAGCCAUUCCCCCAGUGCCUACACCAGCCCCACGAGCAGAGCUUUUCGGGACAGUGAUCAGGGCCAGCUGCACCCUCUGCCCAGCUGCCCCUUCCCCCAGGGGAGCCUGGAUAGUGGGCUCCCUCCAUCCAGAGGGCAGCGCCUUGCAGUGGCGGGCUAUCCCAUCGAGGACACCAAGUUUCGAGGUGGGCCAAUGCCCUUGGGAGCUCCGUGCAACCCCAUUCUUUCCCUUGAUGUGCCCAUAAAGACGGAGAGUGACUCUGGGUCUGAAGAUGCAGCCGACGGCUACUCUGUGGCCCCAGGCCAGCUGUGGCCGGGAGCCACUGGUGUGGCCAAGAGACAGCGGGUCACGUUCCCUACCAGGAUGCACCUGAAAACGGAGCCAGAUGCCAGGCACCACCUAUACGCUGCGCACCUGGGACAGAGCGUGCUGGAGGCUCACCCAAGUGGCGGGGCUCCGCUCAGAGCCGGCAGAGACCUGGCCCCCUUCCCCCCCACACACUGUGCCUGCCUGGAGCACGUGCAUGGCCCUCCUGAGCCGGAUGGCCCCCGCCACCUCUGUACGCAGGCUCAGCAGCCCUCUUCACUGCCCUGUGACUGCCAAGCCCCAGAGUCCACGCCCAUCGUCAAACGAGAGCCCCUGGACUCACCGCCAUGGGCCAGUCACGGCCAGGGUAGGGUGCCUGGAAUGUUCCCCAAAAGUGCCAUGGCAACACUGAUGCCGCCCAAAGCCCCUGAGUGUGCUUUCCUGCCAUAGAGUGGGGUGUCUGUAAGAGCUGGCCUGUGUCCACGCUCAGACUGACCCCACUGUACCCCUCAGUCCUAUGAGGUGUGCGCAGUGUGUGCAAUAAUAGCAUGUUCUGUAUUUUGUAAAAUGUCACACAAGUUCUUAAAGGCAAAGUGGUCUUAAGUCUGUUGGAGUACGACAGUGUUUCUCUUUGAAGGACUAAAAGCUUUCAGAAAGUGGGCCAGAGUGAGACGAGUAGGCCCGCCGGGGCACACCCCACUGUCUGUGAGGUGGUGGGCUCCCGGCUGCCCAGCAUCCCACAGUGCACCUUCCCGGGCCCUCACGCCCACCCCUCAGCUUCACGAGCAUGGGAAGGUGGGUUUACACAGCCACACCUUGGACUAAAUCAGGGACGUGCUUCUCUUGAGCCACAGGUGACUGCGCCCCUAUUCAUGGAAAGAAUCUGGAAGGUUCCAGGCCCAAGAGGCUGUGUGUGCUGGGCCCUGUCCUGCCUAUCCCCCCGCCCCCAUGGCGGAGUCUGAGGCUGUGCCCAGAGUGGACAUGGGCAGGAGUGUGUGCUGUGCCUUCUGGAAGUCUCUCUGGCUUUUUUCAGGGGCCUCUGAAGAUGGUUUGUGCUGGUCUGUCUGCAGCACGUGGUGAACCUCCAGUUUGGGAUCUGGGUUUGGAGGCAGAGACAAGGACAAAUGUAGAGAACAGAGGCAGGAAGUCAGGCUGCCCAUAGAGGCUGGGCUUUCACGUAAGAGCUCCCAUCACCGCCUAAGUAGGAAUUACUAGAGGCAAGACGGAUAGGAAGCGUUUUCUAGAAAACCUGUGAAGUCGUCCAUUCUGACUGUAGGAAACUGGGACGUGAAGGCACAAAUCACAAAGUGGGAGUCCCUGUGAAUGCUCAGCACCAGGGAUGGGCCCUCCCCUGUGCUCCAGGAACGUGGGCUGUGCUGUCAGGGGCCUGCCGCACUGUGAUGGACGCACUUCUGCCCCUCAGGGACCACGGCCCCAUCCCUAAUGUCACCUCCACCCCAGAGUCUCAGGGGGCAGGGUUCCUAAUGUCACCUCCAUCCAGGAGACUCAGGGGAGGGGGGCAGGGUCCCUAACGUCACCUCCAUCUGGGAGUUUCAAGGGGCAGGGUCCCUAACGUCACCACCACCCAGGAGUCUCGUGGGGCAGGCUACCAUCACCUGAGAGUCUCGGGGGGGCAGGAGUCUCAGAGAGGCAGGUUCCCUAAUGUCACCUCCACCCCAGAGUCUCGGGGGGCUGGGCAGGAGCCCCCAGCAAGGACUUUAGGCUCCAGCACUGGCACCUCCUGCUUCUUGGCGCCCAGUCUUCCUCGCCGCCUCGCCAUCAUCUGUAUCUUAGAAGCAGUGCUUAGCUGAGUCGAUGCUGGAGCUGUUGGCAGGUGCUUGCUCUCCUUGUCAGUACUUGGGGUUUGGCUGGCGGGACCAGGGUCCUGGGGUGCAGGGUGCAGCCUGCCAGCUCUGUGGAAGGGCCCCCUUGAGGGAUGGUAGGAGCCAAAGACCCCUCCUGGCACUGAGUGGCUAGUGGGUGGCCCCCAGGAGCAGCCCAGCAGCCUCCCUCCACUCACCUCACUGAGGCCUUACAGAAGGCGACACUGGUGCUGUACUGUCCCCACUUCUCCGACCAGAGUGCCCCCCCCCCGUUAGAUGGUGGCCCAACCCCCUGGGGACACCUGCUGGGCACCCCAGGCUGGCCCCGGGCCUCCUCACAGGGUUCUAAUGCUGAGCACAGCACAUCUCUGCCCCCUGAGACACGGAGUGGAAUCUGAGUCCUACUCAAACCCGGCAGCCGAGUCCUGGCCCUCUCCUGUGACCAUGCCCCACCCCGCUGGGGUCCCCAUUCCCGAGGGCGCCCACCCUCUCUCUGCACUGGGCCCAGGCUGGCUGCAGGACCGGGGUCCUGAGAUGCCCGGGGCUCCCGCAACAGUGAUGCCUGUCCUGCCCUCUGUCAGGACGCCACAGACGGGUGGUGCAGCCCCCAGGGCCCCCUCACGCAGAGGUCAGCCAUGUCCUGCCGUGGGCACGCAGACAGCUGGAUGCCAGCUCCACGGGCCUUGUGCUGGGGGUGCCCCUAGUCCACCUGGGGCCCAGGCCCUUUCUGUCCAUGAGGCGGCACCAUGGUGACCGUACAGCCAUGGUCCUCCUGAGACACGUUGUGAGGGGGACGAUGGAAUGAAGGAGGGCAGAUGUGGUUACUUGUGCUUUAAAAUGUCUUUAUCAGUAUGAAUUACAGGCUUAUAUUUUUCUGUUGUCUCAUAGCUUUUGCUUAUAUAGCUGAGAAAAAAUUAAAAUCAAAUAUAAUGUGGGGAUGGAUGGACAGGAGGAGGUGAACACAAGUAACAUUUUAUAUUUUUACGGCUUCUACUGGAGGAAAAUGUUUUCAGUAUCUAGACAGACUUGUUGAAUUUUUAAAAAUGGAUAUAUUAUAAUGAAACUUUUUAUACUGUUUCCUCAGUGCUUUUAGAAAGCUUUCAAAUAUAUUUCUGAUACUGUGGUUUGUACUAAAUAUUCAAUAUUGAUAUAAAAUAAAUCACCUGUUAAAUCAUGUUUACCAUAAACAGAAAUGUCUACUUGAUUUUCCAAAAGAAGUAACUAUAUUUCCUUGAGCGUGUGUUGGUUAAUUUAUGUUCUAAGACAAGUCCUUCACUACUGGACAGAAGGCAAAAAUAAAAGUGAAAAUAGAUAUGCUGGCACCAAAAGUUGCAAGGAAGAGGGAGGAGGCUGAGCGAUUGGCCAGGCGAAUGCUGUGGUGCAUCCCCCCUGUACCACCAGCCCUCUCCUGACAGUCAUCGAGGGUCCGGGGACCCUGACAGAUGCCAUUAGACACUGCAGACUUGCCCUGUUCUGCAGAGAGGGGACAGCUUCCCCUGCAAGUGUGCGCGUGUGAGUG